GUUGCCAGGGGAACGGGCCCAGCGCCGGACGAGGCCCUGCCCGCCUCGGCCCGGCCGCACCGUCAGCCCGUCCGAGCCGAGCCCGAGGACUCGCCGGUCCAACCUCCGCCGCGCGGCCCGGGAUGGGGCCCCGUUCCGGGGCGCGCCGCCGCCCGGUGCCCGGGGCCGCCUCCGCGGCGAGGGUCUGAAGCGCGGCGCCCGGGGGAGGGUGGACGGCCAGGCGCGGGGACUGAACCGCUGGGUGACCUUGGCGGGGCCGAUCUGGCUCGGCCGCCGCGACGCGCAGAUGUUUUUAAGCCAGCAAACAUUUAUUGAGCACCUACUACAUACAAGAUGAACAUCUGCAACAAGCCCUCCAACAAGACCGCCCCGGAGAAGACUGUGUGGACAGCAGCGGCGUCAAAGGCCAGCAGACCCUCCUCGGAGCUGCUGGGCCAGCAGCGGUCCCGCCGGAAUGGGUGGAGCUGGCCCCCGCACCCGCUGCAGAUCCUGGCCUGGCUGCUCUACUUCUUCUUCGCUCUCAUCGGCUUUGGGGUGCUCGUGCCCCUCUUGCCUCAUGCCUGGCUGCUCUUCGGCUACACUUUUAUGGGCGCCAUCUUUCUCUGCCACCUCGUGGUGCAUCUGACUGCUGUCACUAUAGAUCCAGCAGAUGCCAAUGUGCGGGACAAGAGCUAUACAGGAAACCUGCCCAUCUUCAACCGCAGCCAACACGCGCACGUCAUCGAGAACCUGCACUGCAACUUGUGCGACGUGAAUGUGAGCGAGCGCUCCAAGCAUUGCAGCGCUUGUAAUAAAUGUGUGUGCGGCUUUGACCAUCACUGCAAGUGGCUAAAUAACUGCGUGGGUGAGAGGAACUACAGGCUCUUUCUGCACAGCGUGGUGACCGCCUUACUGGGUGUCCUGCUCCUUGUGGUGGUGGCCAGUUAUGUCUUUGUGGAGUUCUUUGUCAAUCCCAUGCAACUGCGCACUGACAGCCACUUUCAAGACCUGAAGAAUGACACCGAGGAAUGGUUCAUGUUUCUGCCUGCUGCCCCCUUGAAGAUCCAGGCUCCUGUCAUCCCAGUCCUGGCCGCCGUCCUCAUCCUUCUGGGCCUGCUUUCCAUCGCCCUGCUCGGCCACCUGCUUUGCUUCCACAUUUACCUCAUGUGGCACAAGCUCACCACUUACGAGUACAUCGUGCAGCACCGCCCACCGCAGGAGGCAAAGCCCCCCACCUCGCGGGAGUUCAAGUUGUGUCCCCCAGAGAGGCAGCCUAUUCAGUGCACGCAGAGGCCGACAUUCUGUGGAUUUUCUGUGGGUGAAGUGGGUGCAGCGUGCGCAGAGCCGCGGGUGCGUUCCGGCUGUGAACAGCCAGAGGCUGGAGCCCCGGGCGGGGCGGAGGGGGGCAGGGAGUCUGGCUCCUGGUCUGAGCAGAGACUGAGCUGGAAGAAAAUCCUGAGAAGGGGUUCAGUGGCCAGGACUGGGUGGGCUCUCAACGAGCCCGCCUGCCCCCCUGACCACCACCUUCCCCAGGAGACGGACUUCUCCAUGCAGACCUCUGGUCAGGUGCACCCUGAGUCAUCUGACCAUGCUAGGCUGGUCACACUGAAUGCCAACUCCUCCGGCUUCCUUGCCACUACUGGCCAAGUGGAGCCUCUGCCACCCUCCUCCCAAGACACGCUGGCUCCACCUCCCAGGAUCGGACCCCAGGAAAAGAGGAAGAGACGCGUGUGUAAGGUGCCAAAUUCUGUGGCCCCCAGGCAGACGGGGUUCCUGGUCCCCGGCGGCCGCUCCAGCUUCUCAUCGGAUUCCGAGGACACCAGCUCCGAGCUCCCCGCCGACCCUGCCGGCGCCUACCAUUCGGCGUCGGCCGAGUCCAUGGACGAGAUCCCAGUGGCGCAGACGCGCCUGGGCAGCGCCGCUCUGGUGGCCCCGGGGCCCAAGGACCGGGAGCCCGGGCUGGCGCUGCAGGCACGUGCGCCCGCCGUGUUCGUGAGCCUGAGCAGCGGAGAGCCAGGGGCGCCGGGCGGCAGCGAGGCCCGUCUGCCCUAGCGGUGCCCAGAGGCGGAGGGCCGAAGAGGAGCGGCCGGCCCGGUUCUCUAUGCAACACCCUACCCUUGCCGCGCAACGAGUGCACUUUAGGGGCGCCUAAGGCCGGCGGGAUCGGCCCCCCUCCCCCACAAUUCAGCAAUAUCUGCCCCGCCGAUUGUAAUGCUCGAAUAAACUUUUUUAUGCUUUUGCGGA
Messenger RNA from Sorex araneus (European shrew), 2223 nucleotides. RefSeq names its product zinc finger DHHC-type containing 1 (gene ZDHHC1). Gene Ontology annotation, molecular function: protein-cysteine S-palmitoyltransferase activity. Bases 334 to 2031 code for a protein of 565 amino acids. Gene Ontology annotation, biological process: protein targeting to membrane; peptidyl-L-cysteine S-palmitoylation. NCBI's taxonomy places the organism in Eukaryota, Metazoa, Chordata, Mammalia, Eulipotyphla, Soricidae. Gene Ontology annotation, cellular component: Golgi apparatus; endoplasmic reticulum. The transcript is spliced from 13 exons. The record is from RefSeq and is a predicted model, not a curated record.